This is a messenger RNA of Vanderwaltozyma polyspora DSM 70294, 660 nucleotides long. RefSeq names its product Tlg1p (gene TLG1). The coding region runs from base 1 to 660 and encodes 219 amino acids. The transcript has a single exon. NCBI's taxonomy places the organism in Eukaryota, Fungi, Ascomycota, Saccharomycetes, Saccharomycetales, Saccharomycetaceae. Gene Ontology annotation, molecular function: SNARE binding; SNAP receptor activity. The record is from RefSeq and is a predicted model, not a curated record. Gene Ontology annotation, biological process: intracellular protein transport; Golgi to vacuole transport; vesicle fusion. Gene Ontology annotation, cellular component: SNARE complex; endomembrane system.
AUGAGUGCUGGUGAUGAAAUAUUUGAACAAGUUGUCAACGAUGCUAAGGAACAAAUUGGGAGGUUACGAAAUACUAGAAGGACGACAAAGGAGCAACGAGAAGAGUAUUUAGAGAUCGUGGAGGAGAUUAAAGAUACUAUAAAGGAUUUGUAUAAAAGUAUUGAAGUUAUCAAGAGGAAUGAAGGAGGAUCUACAGUUGACAAAGAAAGGGAAGUUGAAAAUUUGGAAAAAUCUUUAAAAGAAUUAGAAAUAAAUGGCAACAGUAUUAAUGCCAAUUAUAAUAAUAGAGGUCGGAUUGAUGCAGAUGAAGAAUACGUUUCAAAUAUGGAGGAUAAUAAUGCUGAUGUUAAAAAAAAUCCAUUAGGGGAUAUAAUACAGGAGCAAAUGUAUCGUGAACAAAGUGAUCAACUGGACGAAAUACAUUAUACUAUGGGACAAUUGCAAGAACAAGCAAGAACUAUGGGUGAUGAGCUUAGGGAUCAAAGUGAAUUAUUGGAAAAUAUUGAUGAUGGGAUGGAUACAAUUGGUAGUAAAUUAUCUCGUGGUAGAAGACAAUUGGAAUGGAUCUACGAAAAAAAUCGUGAGAAAUGGAACGAUUGUUGUAUUACGUUAUUGAUAGUAGUAUUGAUUAUACUUUUAGUAAUGGCAAUAAUAAUAUAA